Molecule: messenger RNA, 2403 nt
Organism: Odobenus rosmarus divergens (Pacific walrus)
Lineage: Eukaryota; Metazoa; Chordata; Mammalia; Carnivora; Odobenidae
Gene: UHRF1
Product: ubiquitin-like with PHD and ring finger domains 1
Exons: 17
Coding region: 28-2403 (791 amino acids)
Biological process (GO): negative regulation of gene expression via chromosomal CpG island methylation
Molecular function (GO): ubiquitin protein ligase activity; protein binding
Source: RefSeq, a predicted model, not a curated record
GCCCUCCCACCUGCCUCUGCAGAUACCAUGUGGAUCCAGGUUCGCACCAUGGACGGGAAGGUGGCCCACACUGUGGACUCACUGUCCAGGCUGACCAAGGUGGAGGAGCUGAGGAGGAAGAUCCAGGAGCUGUUCCACGUGGAGCCAGGCCUGCAGAGGCUUUUCUACAGGGGCAAGCAGAUGGAGGACGGCCACACUCUCUUUGACUAUGACGUUCGCCUGAAUGACACCAUCCAGCUCCUGGUCCGCCAGAGCCUUGUGCUCCCCGCCAGCAGCAUCAAGGAGAGGGACUCAGAACUGUCGGACACGGACUCGGGCUGCUGCCUGGGCCAGAGCGAGUCCGACAAGUCCUCGAACAGCGGUGAGGCGGCCUCGGAGGCAGACGGGAAGGCGAGCUUGGCAGAUGAAGACACAUGGGACGAGACGGAGCUGGGUCUGUACAAGGCCAACGAGUAUGUGGAUGCUCGGGACACGAACAUGGGAGCGUGGUUCGAGGCCCAGGUUGUCAGGGUGACGAGGAAGGCCCCGUCUCAGGACGAGCCCUGCAGCUCUACCUCUAGCUUGACGCCAGAAGAAGACGUCAUUUAUCAUGUGAAAUAUGACGACUACCCGGAGAAUGGAGUGGUCCAGAUGAGUUCCCGUGACGUCCGGGCUCGUGCCCGAAACAUUCUCAAGUGGCACGAGCUAGAGGUGGGCCAGGAGGUUAUGCUCAACUAUAACCCUGACAAUCCCAAGGAGCGUGGCUUCUGGUACGAUGCAGAGAUCCUGCGGAAGCGUGAGACCCGGACGGCGCGGGAGCUGUAUGCCAACGUCCGGCUUGGGGGUGGUUCUCUCAAUGACUGUCGCAUCAUCUUCGUGGACGAGGUGUUCAAGAUUGAGCGCCCGGGUGAGGGGAGCCCCAUCGUCGAAAACCCGAUGAGAAGGAAGAGCGGGCCCUCAUGCAAGCAUUGCAAGGACGAUGAGAGCAAGAUGUGCCGGGUGUGCGCCUGUCACCUGUGCGGGGGCAAGCAGGACCCCGACAAGCAGCUCAUGUGUGACGAGUGUGACAUGGCCUUCCACAUCUACUGCCUGUGCCCGCCCCUCAGCAGCGUCCCCAAGGAGGACGAGUGGUAUUGCCCCGAGUGUCGCAAUGACGCCAGCGAGGUGGUGCUGGCGGGGGAGAAGCUGAAGGAGAGUAAGAAGAAGGCGAAGAUGGCGUCGGCCACGUCCUCCUCACAGCGCGACUGGGGCAAGGGCAUGGCGUGCGUGGGGCGUACCAAGGAGUGCACCAUCGUCCCGUCCAACCACUACGGACCCAUCCCGGGGAUCCCUGUGGGCACCAUGUGGAGGUUCAGAGUCCAGGUCAGCGAGUCAGGGGUCCAUCGACCUCACGUGGCAGGCAUCCACGGCCGGAGCAACGAUGGGGCUUACUCCCUGGUCCUGGCUGGGGGAUAUGAGGAUGAUGUGGACCAUGGGAACUCUUUCACGUACACGGGCAGUGGUGGUCGAGAUCUUUCUGGCAACAAGCGGACUGCGGAACAGUCUUGUGACCAGAAGCUCACCAACACCAACAGGGCGCUGGCUCUGAACUGCAGCGCCCCCAUCAACGACCGCAAGGGGGCCGAGGCCAAGGACUGGCGGUCCGGGAAGCCGGUGCGGGUGGUGCGGAACGUGAAGGGUCGCAAGCACAGCAAGUACGCGCCCUCCGAGGGCAACCGCUACGAUGGCAUCUACAAGGUUGUGAGGUACUGGCCGGAGAAGGGGAAGUCCGGCUUCCUGGUGUGGCGCUAUCUCCUGCGGAGGGACGACACUGAACCUGGCCCCUGGACGAAGGAAGGGAAGGACCGGAUCAAGAAGCUGGGGCUGACCAUGCAGUACCCGGAAGGCUACCUGGAGGCCCGGGCCAGGAAGGAGAAGGAGAAGGAGAACAGCAAGAGGGAGGCCGAGGAGCAGGAGAUGGAAGAGGAGGGGGCCUUCACGUCCCCCAGGAAGGGCAAGCGCAAGAGCAAGUCCGCGGGUGCGUGUGGCAAGGCUGGCAUUGGGUCCCCGGGAGGGACACCUAAGAAGAGCAAGGUAGAGCCUUACAGCCUCACGGCCCAACAGAGCAGCCUCAUCAAGGAGGAUCAGAGCAACACUAAGCUGUGGAGCGAGAUCCUGAAGUCGCUCAAAGAUGGGCCGAAGUUCCUGAGUAAGGUGGAGGAGGCGUUCCAGUGCAUCUGCUGCCAGGAGCUGGUGUUUCGCCCCAUCACGACUGUGUGCCAGCAUAAUGUGUGCAAGGACUGCCUGGACAGAUCCUUCAGGGCCCAGGUGUUCAGCUGCCCGGCCUGCCGCUACGACCUGGGCCGGAGCUAUGCCAUGCAGGUGAACCAGCCACUGCAGGCCAUCCUCAACCAGCUCUUCCCCGGCUACGGCAGCGGGCGGUGA